Messenger RNA from Homo sapiens (human), 1640 nucleotides. RefSeq names its product pregnancy specific beta-1-glycoprotein 5 (gene PSG5). The record is from RefSeq and is marked validated. The coding region runs from base 132 to 1139 and encodes 335 amino acids. NCBI's taxonomy places the organism in Eukaryota, Metazoa, Chordata, Mammalia, Primates, Hominidae. Gene Ontology annotation, cellular component: extracellular region. The transcript is spliced from 6 exons.
GAGAAGUGCUCCUGCCCUGGAGAGAGGCUCAGCACAGAAGGAGGAAGGACAGCACAGCCUACAGCCGUGCUCAGGAAGUUUCUGGAUCCUAGGCUCAGCUCCACAGAGGAGAACACGCAGGCGCAGAGACCAUGGGGCCCCUCUCAGCCCCUCCCUGCACACAGCACAUCACCUGGAAGGGGCUCCUGCUCACAGCAUCACUUUUAAACUUCUGGAACCUGCCUAUCACUGCUCAAGUCACGAUUGAAGCCCUGCCACCCAAAGUUUCCGAGGGGAAGGAUGUUCUUCUACUUGUCCACAAUUUGCCUCAGAAUCUUGCUGGCUACAUCUGGUACAAAGGACAACUGAUGGACCUCUACCAUUACAUUACAUCAUAUGUAGUAGACGGUCAAAUAAAUAUAUAUGGGCCUGCAUACACUGGACGAGAAACAGUAUAUUCCAAUGCAUCCCUGCUGAUCCAGAAUGUCACCCGGGAAGACGCAGGAUCCUACACCUUACACAUCAUAAAGCGAGGUGAUAGGACUAGAGGAGUAACUGGAUAUUUCACCUUCAACUUAUACCUGAAGCUGCCCAAGCCCUACAUCACCAUCAACAACUCAAAACCCAGGGAGAAUAAGGAUGUCUUAGCCUUCACCUGUGAACCUAAGAGUGAGAACUACACCUACAUUUGGUGGCUAAAUGGUCAGAGCCUCCCGGUCAGUCCCAGGGUAAAGCGACCCAUUGAAAACAGGAUCCUCAUUCUACCCAGUGUCACGAGAAAUGAAACAGGACCCUAUGAAUGUGAAAUACGGGACCGAGAUGGUGGCAUGCGCAGUGACCCAGUCACCCUGAAUGUCCUCUAUGGUCCAGACCUCCCCAGCAUUUACCCUUCAUUCACCUAUUACCGUUCAGGAGAAAACCUCUACUUGUCCUGCUUCGCGGAAUCUAACCCACCGGCAGAGUAUUUUUGGACAAUUAAUGGGAAGUUUCAGCAAUCAGGACAAAAGCUCUCUAUCCCCCAAAUUACUACAAAGCAUAGAGGGCUCUAUACUUGCUCUGUUCGUAACUCAGCUACUGGCAAGGAAAGCUCCAAAUCCAUGACAGUCGAAGUCUCUGCUCCUUCAGGAAUAGGACGUCUUCCUCUCCUUAAUCCAAUAUAGCAGCCGUGAAGUCAUUUCUGUAUUUCAGGAAGACUGGCAGACAGUUGCUUUGAUUCUUCCUCAAACUACUUACAAUCACCUACAGUCCAAAAUUGCUUUUUCUUCAAGGAGAUUUAUGGAAAAGACUCUGACAAGGACUCUUGAAUACAAGUUCCUGAUAACUUCAAGAUCAUACCACUGGACUAAGAACUUUCAAAAUUUUAAUGAACAGGCUGAUACCUUCAUGAAAUUCUAGACAAAGAAGAAAAAAACUCCAUGUUAUUGGACUAAAUAAUCAAAAGCAUAAUGUUUUCAUAAUUUUCUAUUUGAAAAUGUGCUGAUUCUUUGAAUGUUUUAUUCUCCAGAUUUAUGAACUUUUUUUCUUGAGCAAUUGGUAAAGUAUACUUUUGUAAACAAAAAUUGAAACAUUUGCUUUUGCUCUCUAUCUGAGUGCCCCAGAAUUGGGAAACUAUUCAUGAGUAUUCAUAUGUUUAUGGUAAUAAAGUUAUCUGCACAAGUUCA